Messenger RNA from Acaulospora morrowiae, 297 nucleotides. Lineage: Eukaryota; Fungi; Glomeromycota; Glomeromycetes; Diversisporales; Acaulosporaceae. The record is from the annotation of a GenBank genome assembly.
AUGUUCUUCAUCGCUGAGUAUCGAAUUAAUUAUGUCGUCAAUGGUUUUCUGUGGUUAUCCCUUGAUACCCAGAUUGUAAUGGAUAAUAAUGACGUUGAGCAGGUUGAAAAUAGUUUACUGGUGUCGGGCAAAGCGUGCUCCUCUGAUGUAAAUUGGACUGGAGGUGGUGGGCAGACGCAGAAUUUGGAUCCUGAUGAACGUACUUUGACGCGUCGAGUCAUUAAGAUGGGACGCAUUUUUCAAAAAAUUAAAUUCUAUUCUAAGAUAGUAGGGAAUCCGAAAAAUUCGACUUCUUAA